CCAAGGAGCAACGUAAAAUCGCGAGGAAAGCUCCAAGUUCAGUUCAGAGGCGACAAUUGACUCGUGUGGUUGUCUUUUCCGAUAUUGUCUCCCAGACGGAUACCAAAACUUCGCAAAAAUUAGUCUCUCGAGCGUCGCGAUUGUGGAAGGUUCAUUGAGAAAUCUCUCACAGAUCACUCCACAUCAUUAAUCACGGAUAAAGCUCCGACCUCCUUUAUCUCUAUUCUGGUGAUUUAAGUGACAAAAGUGUGAUUGAGGACAUUUUCCAACACCAGAGAAAAAGAAUUUCACCUCCGUAUUUUGACACCCUGAUCCAGAAUAACCUCCUACGCAAAAGUUUUCUAAACCAUAUGGAGUAGUAAUUCCAUGCGAAGAAAUAAGUAAGAAGAAACCUAAUGACAAUCCUAAAAGUCGAGUAUCAUUGAUUUUAAAAGCUUCAAAAGGAAAAACCAUCAAGUUAAACAAACUGAACUAACGCGAUGUAUGGAUUACUGUUGGAGAAUUUGGCUGAGUAUGUGAAGACUGUGUAUGGAGAAGAACGAUGGGAAGAGAUAAGAAAAGCUGCUGGACUAGAUUCACCCUCAUUCUCCGUCCAUCAAGUUUACCCGGAAACACUUCUCAAUAAAUUGGCGAAGAAGUCUCUACAGAUUCUGGGAGUAACAGAGAAGGAGUUUAUGGAUCAAAUGGGUGUAUUUUUCGUGAACUUUGUCAGUCAAUAUGGAUACGAUAGAGUUCUAAGUGUUCUCGGUCGACAUAUGAGAGAUUUUUUGAAUGGCCUAGAUAAUCUUCAUGAAUACCUCAAAUUUUCAUAUCCAAGAAUGCGGGCACCGUCCUUUAUUUGUGAGAAUGAAACUCGGCAGGGAUUAACUCUUCACUACCGUUCCAAGAGACGUGGGUUUGUCUACUAUACCAUGGGACUGAUUAGAGAAGUUGCACGACAUUUCUAUCACAAAGAGAUGCACAUUGAAUUGGUUCGGGAGGAAAUUCUCUUUGAUACAGUUCAUGUCACAUUCCAACUUACAUUCGAUAAUAGGGCUUUUACAUUGGCCUCCCUGGCUAUGACACGGGAAGAAAAACAUCUACCCAUCAGUGCAUCAGUGUUAUUUGAAAUUUUCCCCUUCUGCAUUGUUUUCGGGUCCGAUAUGGUCGUACGGAGCAUUGGAAAUUCUCUUAUGGUGAUACUACCUGACAUCGUAGGAAAGAAAAUUACCAACUUGUUCGAUUUAGUUCGACCUCUCAUUGCAUUUAAGUUUCAAACGAUUCUAAAUCGUACAAACAACAUAUUUGAAUUGGUCACUGUGGAAUCACUCAUGGACCGACCUGCCCUGAUGGACCAGAAGGACUCAAGCAACACCGACGAAGAAUUGGAAAAUGAGAAAAAUUUACGUUUGAAAGGACAAAUGAUUUAUAUGGAAAACUGGAGAAUGAUAAUGUUCCUGGGAACACCUGUGAUGCCUGACCUAACAUCCCUCAUCAACACUGGACUGUACAUAAAUGAUCUUAGUAUGCAUGACUUUAGCAGAGAUUUAAUGCUGGCUGGUACCCAGCAGUCUGUUGAGUUGAAAUUGGCCCUGGAUCAGGAGCAGCAGAAAUCAAAGAAACUAGAGGAAUCCAUGAGGAAAUUGGAUGAGGAAAUGAGACGCACCGAUGAACUUCUAUAUCAGAUGAUACCUAAGCAAGUUGCUGAUCGAUUGCGACGUGGAGAGAAUCCAAUUGAUACAUGUGAAAUGUUUGACUGUGUGUCUGUGCUCUUCUCCGAUGUUGUCACCUUCACGGAAAUUUGCAGCCGAAUAACACCCAUGGAAGUUGUCUCCAUGCUUAAUGCCAUGUACUCAAUCUUCGAUACGCUCACGGAACGGAAUGGCGUGUACAAAGUGGAAACCAUAGGGGAUGCUUAUAUGGUGGUUUCCGGAGCUCCAGAAAAGGAACCCAAUCAUGCGGAGAAAGUAUGUGACAUGGCACUCGACAUGGUCGAUGCGAUUCAGGACCUCAAAGAUCCAUCGACAGGUUCUCAUCUGAAAAUCCGCGUUGGAGUCCAUUCAGGAGCAGUUGUAGCGGGAAUUGUGGGUUUAAAAAUGCCCAGAUAUUGUCUCUUUGGGGACUCAGUGAAUACAGCAUCACGCAUGGAAUCCACGAGCUUGGCUAUGAAAAUCCACAUAUCAGAGUCCACAAAGGCAUUCUUAGGACCAAACUACAAGAUCUCAGAGCGUGGAGAGUUGGAUGUCAAGGGCAAAGGGAAUAUGAAGACAUAUUGGCUGGAAGAGCGAGAGCACAGAAAGCCAUUGACGCCAAAUCUACAGGGGAAGGAUCUCAUGCUGGCUCUAUCUGCGCCCCAUUCCCUCGUCACAACACCCAGGCGCCCCUCCUACCACGACCGACGCGUAAGCAUCCCAAUGUCGCCGAAGAAGGAACCCUCUACUCCCACAUCUAUAAUUCAGGAAGUUGGAAGGGUCUAUUCACCUAUCACCUUCCAAGAUGUUGCAAGGCGUAGUAUCGCCGGAUCACCUGUGAGGAGUAUCCUCAGUGGAAAAGCAAGAGAAUCUCGCUCCAAUUCUACUGGCCAUGUUUUUAUGCACAGUCCAAGCGACAUGUUUGGUUCCCUUAUAAGCGACACUGAGGACUUCUUUGAAGACCUACAAACCCACCGAGCUCAAUCACCUCCAUCUCCCAGAAGUCUCUAUCAGCAGCGUCUGUCUGCAUCAAAAGUGAAACCACGACGUCCAACAUCAAGCCAAUCGGCUGAUGAUGAACUGACCAGUGGUCAAAGUUCAGUUCUCUCAACACCCGCCAUUGCUGAAGAGUCAGCAGAUAAAAAGAAUGCAAUGACACUGGACAUGUCUAAGAACACACGAAAGGGUGGAACAAAUCUCACACAGACAAAAACACUCGAACAGUUAGAUAAGAUGAUGGAGGAUUUUCUGGAUUCCGACAUUCCAGGACUCUGUCCAUUGAGUUUUGCACCACCCCCAAAUUCGCGAUCAGAUGGAAAUCUGUGCGCUGUUAAGUCCCAUUCUCACUCCAGGCGUGUCCCCAACAGCCAGAGCUUCAGUCUACACAACAAGGAUCAUCAAUGUUGUUCGAGCUACAAUCACCAUCAAAAUGGUCGGCAUCGGAUACACUCCAAUGCCUGCAGCAUUAUUUAAUGAACACAAAACAUUGCAAUCGAGUAGAUGAGGAAGACACUGCCUUAGGGACUCUUUAGGACACAUCUCAUCACUCUAACCACUGUUGCGUGUAUCUCAACCCAUCCAUCCAAUCACUCAAACUUGACCAUCAGAAUCAGAGAAUUACAACGCAGGUGCAUUUGAUCAACAGGAAUUUCAUGACAAUAAUUGGAUUACCAUACUAACUCAAUAUCAAACCCCCAUCCAUUUGAAAACAAUCCCAAAGAAGUUAUCAUUAUACGGUUUGAGAUAAUUCCUGGAAUUUCCACAUGGCUUCAUCAACCCACAUACAAUGGGGAAACAUCCAAAUUAGCGUAGGAGGAAAUUGCCAAAGAAAUGAUUCAAACCAAACCAUCAACCACAGGAAGUGAUUACAAAAGGGACGUUCCUCAUAUAGAAUAAAAGAAAUGCUGAAUCGAUUUGGCAUACCAUGAAAUUGAAAAGCACAAAAGGGGAAAAAAAUCCAAGACCCAUCAGAAUAUCAAUUAAUCCCGGUCAGUGUUCUUGGAUUAAGACUGAAAAAAAAACACAAAACAUCUCGAAAAAAGAACGUCGGGAUUUGAAAUCUCAAAAUGGCAAAAGGAAUGCGAGAGAAGCGAAGUGUUUGAAAUUGGAGCUACUCAUCCUGAAAGCUUUGCGUUAGAAUUCCCCAAGUGGAAAGCAAAUGAUGGACAAAUUGGAUUACAUGUCAGAACUUUUUACAACACAUUCUUAUCCUACGCUUUCUUCUCCUUUCUAUACCUACCAGCUGUACCCCCAAACACUGAACUUACUUUACAAGUCAUAUAUUUGGACAUUGUAUUCCAAAAUAUAUCUAAACUUUAAGUGAAUUUUAAUGUCACUCUACCUUCCAAAAAUUACAGAAAGUUAUUUAGGGACAAGUCGGGCUGUUCAGACCUCAAAACGGAGGAAUAAUUUCUAAUAUCUGAAUUUACUCUUUAAUAUUGACGUAAGCAGCUAAACCGUAAUGUUAAAUUCUUUGGGACAAUAAUAUUAUACAGUAGACUCUCGAUAAUUCGGCUCUUUUAAGAUCGGGCUACUUUUUAAUUCGGACAGCAGUUAAAUUUGAAAAAAGUUUGUUGACAUUUUUCAAGUUAGUUUGAUUAUAUCGAAUAAAGCAAAUAUGCUAAAAUUUGCCAUGCUUUGUAUCAGAUGUGAUAUGAUUCUGCAUU
This is a messenger RNA of Phlebotomus papatasi, 4336 nucleotides long. It is a transcript of the gene Gyc88E, whose product is annotated as soluble guanylate cyclase 88E. Gene Ontology annotation, biological process: response to oxygen levels; nitric oxide-cGMP-mediated signaling; cGMP biosynthetic process. Gene Ontology annotation, cellular component: guanylate cyclase complex, soluble. NCBI's taxonomy places the organism in Eukaryota, Metazoa, Arthropoda, Insecta, Diptera, Psychodidae. Bases 480 to 3143 code for a protein of 887 amino acids. The transcript has 12 exons. Gene Ontology annotation, molecular function: oxygen sensor activity; guanylate cyclase activity; heme binding. The record is from RefSeq and is a predicted model, not a curated record.